Alternaria arborescens is the source of this 1149-nucleotide messenger RNA. RefSeq lists its product as hypothetical. The coding region runs from base 1 to 1149 and encodes 382 amino acids. The transcript has a single exon. NCBI's taxonomy places the organism in Eukaryota, Fungi, Ascomycota, Dothideomycetes, Pleosporales, Pleosporaceae. The record is from RefSeq and is a predicted model, not a curated record.
AUGACAACGAGUACCGAACGAGACGCUUUCGGCCGACUUCCCGAGGAGCUUCGGAUUGAAAUUAUCAAACUUUCACCGGAUCCUUUGUCGCUACGGUGCUUGGCCCAUGCCUCGCCCGCUAUGGGCAAAGUGCUGGACAGAUAUCCGCUCGAAAUCUUGGAGGUCAUCCUAGAGGUUACCGUUCCCAUGAGUAUCCGUCGCCUGAUUCACGCGGUUCUCGAAUUGCGGCUUUUGUGCUUCCCAGCAUCCUUGUCUGAGGCUCAAAGGGUGGCGAGAACUGACUCAACUGCGGCCACCAGCGGAAUGCGUUCAUCCGAACUAGACCGAGCCGCCGCGGCGGUACGGUCCUUGCUCACGACGGCUGAUAAUGUCCAUAACUGGUCUCAUGCCUGCCUCGAACAUUUGAUCCGGAUAUCAAUGGAGCUAAGGCCUUCCACGCUCAUCAAGAAUGGGGAAGGCAGAACACGCCGGGAGGAAUUCGAAAACGCCGAGAGUCGAAAAGACUAUCUUCCACAGGAUACUGGCCCGCCUUCGUGGGUGGAGGAGCAGCGAAUGAUCAAAGCAUUCUGGCAACUGCAGUUCUUCCUGGAACUUCAGGGCGCCGGUCGCAAGGGCCACCUGAGCACCAAUUGGCCAAAACAGGAAGUUGACAUGUUGUUCCAGAGCAGUGCGGGAGGCUUUUACGACGUGCACAACUGCGAGCGGGAGCAGAUCCUGACCGCCUGCGAUUUUCUCGGCGCAGUCACCUCUGGAACUGUCAAUUCGGUAGAAGCUGUUCACGACGACGCUUACAAUUUGCCAACAAUACUUUGGGUUGAUGGGGCAGUGUUGAGGCGUCCCUGUGCCGAGCCGCUCUCAUUCGAGCUCAACAAGGACACCUUCAGUCAGGGUUCAGAAAACCUCGACCGAACGCCAUGGGCGUACCGCUUCCAUGGGGCUAUGUCCUCAACCGAUGGAUGGCUUGAUGGGGCUCCGCUUACGAUUUUCUACCCCUUUCAGAUCUGGCGCAAAUAUGGGUUUGCCAUAUGGGAUGAGAAGCGUAUGGUUGAUUUGGGCAUGCGGCACCCGAAAAAAGCGUCAUAUAAUGGGAACUCUUUCUCUUACUCUUUUCGAUGGUGGAGCAUCUUAACGGAGGAAGACCUGCGUUAG